Danio rerio (zebrafish) is the source of this 2737-nucleotide messenger RNA. Lineage: Eukaryota; Metazoa; Chordata; Actinopteri; Cypriniformes; Danionidae. The record is from RefSeq and is a predicted model, not a curated record.
UUUUCUAUCCAUCUCUCUUGCCGCUUCUCUCUGUUCACUUGUUUAAGGUGCUCUGAAGGAUUUCUUAAUUCCUUUUUCCUUUACACCUUUUUCUCGUUCCACCUUUAUCAGUUAUCACAGCAUUAUUUUCUCUAUAAUCUCUUUCUCUCUGCGUGCGUUUGGGCUGUUAUCCCUCAUCUCAUUUCUUUGCCUGUCUGUAAUGGAGUGCUCUGUGCAUGUGGAAGAUGUGUGUUUGGACAUCCCGUCAUCCAGAAGGAUUGUCUUCAGGAAGGGAGUCGAUCAUCUCGGGCUCACGGUAUACUUGGGGAAGAGGGACUUUGUGGAUCAUCUAGAUCACGUGGACCCUGUAGAUGGGGUGCUCCUGAUUGAUCCAGAAUACCUUAAAGACCGAAAAGUGUUCGUGACACUGACGUGUGCCUUCCGAUAUGGCCGCGAAGAUCUGGAUGUGCUGGGCCUGUCUUUCAGAAAGGAUCUGUUCAUCUCCAGCUUCCAGGCGUAUCCUCCUCUGCCCGACGAGCGCAAACCACUCAGUCGCCUGCAGGAGAGACUGCUGAAGAAGCUUGGCCAGAAUGCAUAUCCCUUCAACUUCACGAUUCCUCAGAACCUUCCCUGCUCAGUGACCCUACAGCCCGGCCCAGAGGACACAGGAAAGGCAUGUGGUGUUGACUUUGAGGUCAGGGCAUUCUGUGCCAAAACUGUGGAUGAGAAGACUCACAAAAGGAACUCGGUGCGGUUGGUCAUUCGUAAGGUCCAGUACGCGCCAGAGAAACCUGGACCGCAGCCCAUGGUGGAGACCACACGCAGCUUCCUUAUGUCUGACCGCUCGCUGCACCUCGAGGCCUCACUAGAUAAAGAGCUCUACUACCAUGGUGAACCUAUCAGCGUCAAUGUCCAUGUCACCAACAACUCCACCAAAACAGUUAAACGAGUUAAAAUCUCAGUGCUACAGGUUACAGAUGUGGUUCUUUACUCUCACGACACCUACAGCAAGUCUGUGGGCCGACAGUCAUCACGUGACCAGGUGUCUUCGAGCUCCACGUUCUGUAAGGUGUACACACUCACCCCCACACUAAGCAAUAACCGAGAGAAGAGGGGUCUGGCUCUGGAUGGACAGCUCAAACAUGAAGACACCAACUUGGCCUCCAGUACCAUAGUGAAGGAUGUGUCCAAUAAGGAGGUGCUGGGGAUCUUGGUGUCCUACAGAGUUAAAGUCAAACUUGUGGUGUCCCGUGGAGGGGAUGUGUCGGUGGAGCUGCCUUUUGUCUUGAUGCACCCCAAGCCCUCCGAGCAGCCCAACUCUAGACCGCAGUCAGCUGUGCCAGAGACCGACGUCCCAGUGGAUGCAAACCUCAUCGAGUUUGAAACAAAUAACUUCUCGCAGGAUGAUGACUUUGUGUUUGAGGACUUUGCACGGCUCAGGCUGAAGGGAAUGAAAGACGAAGAGGACGACCACUUCUGCUAACGGGCCGGAGGCUGUAUGGACGGCCGUCAGGGGUGCCAACCUGCCAGUACUCAUACCUCUGCUCCACUGCGCCCAUCUGAUAGAGUGGAGCUCUUACUGAUACUUUCUUUCUGUCCUCCCUCCCUCCUUUUGUUUUUUGGUUCCCUUUCACAGCGUUUUUAGCAUCCACUCGGUGCUUUUAAUCGACCUCUGUUUCUCUGGUCAUGCGAACCGCUUCACUGGGGUGCUUGUUUGUCCGAUAGAGAGUUUGAGGGAGAAGGAAACUGAUGUUUUUGUCGUUGGACAAAGGGGUCCAUUGAUUCAGGGGAUUUUAUUCGUUUUUCUUUUGGUUUUCCUGUCAUCAUAUUCCCACUUAUAUAUCGAGUGGGCAUUAUUAGCUAUGUAAUUACGGUAUAUGUUCUAUGUUAUUUCAUUGUACAGUACAUACACUGUUCACAGACACCAUAGGGAACUUGAGUUUGGUGUUAAUUUGAUUCCACUUUUGCUAGAACUGUAAUCUAAUCCCUCCAUACCUGCUCGGUAGCUUUUUAUGUUAUAGUUAUGUAAAGCGUAUACAUAUCAUACAGAAAAACGCGUAGUAACACUUUUCUGUGCACUCAUAGUGCACGCAUUACUCUGAUAAAUAAGGUUGUGGCAUUUUUUUAGUGGAAGAGUAGCGCAUCGGGACACAAGCGUCUGGUUUCUUAUUGUACAUUUUAGCCUCUAUUCCACAUGUCGAAGUUGUAGGAUAUGUAAACACUGCUACAAGUCUUCAGUGUGAAAUUAGCUUGUAGAUACAAGAAGAGGACAGGGACAGGCUCUGUAUGUGCCGCACACACACACACACACACACACACACACAUCGUAAUUCCUCAUUCUUUGUGCCUGCCAAACUUUAUUUGCCAAAAUGUGAUGAUUUUACAAUGUUGCUUGUAAGUUAAGCUCAGCUGGGUUGGAAGUCACAUGCUCAUUCCACGUUUCAGUUGUUUCACAGAAGCUGUCGAUGUAAUCAUUGGACUGCCAGAAAUAUUUUGAUGAUGGUAUUUUAAAAAAAAAUCGCAUUUAUACAAGCAUGAUUUCCAGGACUUUUUUGACUUUUUAAUCUCGUUCUCCCAGGAUCAGCCCUUUCCUAUGACAUUCUGCAUAGUUUACUACUGAACAAUGGCAAAUGUACUUAUGUUACAAUGUGUACAAGGAAGUAACAUUUUGCAGUGAACAAAGUGGAGCUCCCGUUGAAGGACAAAAAGCUAUCUUGAAAAUAAAGGAUUGCUUUGUUUAAAGCACCCAUAUAAUCAU